AUGGAGUGCGAGCCCGAGGAGCUGCAGUUCCUGGGCCCCGUCGGCAUCUACCGGGAGUCGGUGGCCAUCCUGCGCGCGCACCGCCCGCUCUACGCCCGCAUCGCCGCCGCCUUCGUCCUCCCGCUCUCGGCCCUCUUCCUCGCCCACAUCACCAUCUCCCACGCCCUCUUCUCCACCAUCAACUCCGACGACUCCGCCCUCGAGUCCUCCGCCCCCGGGACCGCCUCCCAGCAGCGGAUCCUCCAGCGGCUCGGCGCCGACUGGGCCGCCCUCGUCCUCUUCAAGGCCGCAUACCUCCUCGCGCUCCUCCUCUUCUCGCUCCUCUCCACCGCUGCCGCCGUCUUCUCCGUCGCCUCCGUCUACUCCGCCAAGCACGACGCGCUCACCUUCCCGCGGGUGCUCUCCGUCGUGCCCCGCGUCUGGCGCCGCCUCGCGGCCACCUUCCUCUCCGCCUUCGCGCUGCUCUUCGCCUACCACUUCGUCUUCGCCGUCGUCUUCAUCGCGCUCCUCGUCGCCGUCGACAAUGGCUCCACCCUCGCCGGGCUCCUCGCCUUCGUCGUCAUCGUCGCCUACCUGGUCGGGCUCGUCUACCUUAGCGUCGUCUGGCACCUCGCCAGCGUCGUCUCCGUGCUCGAGGACUACAAGGGGUUCCAGGCCAUGCGCAAGAGCAAGGCGCUCAUCCAGGGGAAGCUCUGGACCGUCGUGAUCAUCUUCGUCACGCUCAACAUCGUCUUCGUCGUCGUGGAGUUCGCCUUCCGCGCCUGGAUCGUCCAGGGCGCGCGCCACGGUCUCGGCGCGGGAGGGAGGCUGCUCCUUGGCCUCGUCAUCCUGGCUGCGCUGUGCUCGGUCGUCAUGGUGGCGCUGGUGGUGCAGACGGUGGUGUACCUGGUGUGCAAGAGCUACCACCACGAGAGCAUCGACAAGAGCAACAUCUCCGACCACCUCGAGGUCUACCUCGGCGACUACGUCCCGCUCAAGGCCAGCGACGUGCAGAUGCAGCACUUCGGCGACGAGGUCUGA
Molecule: messenger RNA, 1020 nt
Organism: Triticum turgidum subsp. durum (durum wheat)
Lineage: Eukaryota; Viridiplantae; Streptophyta; Magnoliopsida; Poales; Poaceae
Source: the annotation of a GenBank genome assembly